CCAACAGACAGCGUUUGGGCGUUCGACUUCAGUUCGGCGCGUCUAACACAAAGGUUUCGCGCUUAAACUGCAGGCGGUGUCUUUGGCCAGUAGGCUGGGUUAGUCAGGUCACCCUUGGUCUUUCUACGAGGCAUUCCAGGGCGACUUGAUAUAACGGGCUGCUUUCUUGGAAGGCAUCUUAGGCGUGUUUGAGUCAGGCUCAACAUGUCUUCUCAGACUCCCCGCACAUCUCUACGAGAGGGCUUGCGGCAGGCUCCAAAGGCCAACCAGCCAUUCAUUCCGGACACUGCUCCGGUUCGGCGCUCACAUACUCAAGCCAACCAGUCUCCGCAGCCAACGCCAAUGUCCCAAACGCAUUCCAACUCUCCCGCGCCGAAUUCAAACAGUUCGCAUUUCCCAACUGAGGGCUGGGAUGGAAAGGAACAAAAAGUGCCCAUGAACACACGCGAGGUAGCAACACCAGGCAACCGGCCGGGCCUCUUCCUCAACCUGCACGGCAAGGUUGCUAAACAACCCGACUUCUAUGAUCCUUACUUCCCCCUCAGAUACCUCGAGGUUCCGAAAACGGACCAUAUCUAUAAACGUGCGCAUUAUGGCCUCCAGUCCGGCAUUCCCGAUGAGGUCGAUUUCGCAUUGUACCACCUUGUCCAGAUUUCAAACCAGCGUUGGGACAAAUUCAAGUUCGAGGGCUUUCCGUUGCUGGCCGAGACAUUGAUGGAAAAGGCCCUGGGGGUGUCGAUACUCUGCACGGGCGUCAAAUGGGAACUCCAAUAUGACUUCCGUCAACCCAUGGAGCGUAUCAACAUGCUCAACUCGCUACAUGGGACACGAGAUAUCCUCGAGAGAAUCAGGAGGAUCCCCGUCACGCUGCCUACUGAUACCCUCGAAACGGACGAGUUCAACCAUCGCCUACGGAAUGUCAAAGAGGCUACAUUGGUUCUCCGAAACAUGGUUCUGCUCCGAGAGAACGCGUUUUAUGUUUCACGUUAUGCGCACGGCCUAUUGAGGGAUUUCCUGGUCAUCUUGAUCAACCUUCCCAAUCAGCCCCGUCUGAACGAAAUCAGGAACGACGCGUUAGACAUUGCCGAAGAGGUCACCAAGUUCAUGAGGACCGACCCCGAAGAUCCCCUCUGGCUUUCCCUGCUCCACUGCCUCGAGUCCUCAGAUCGUGCCCACGUCGUCCGGGCGCUCUGGGCGCUGACCCAUUUUUCGACCGAAAUUGACGAGCCCGAGGCAAACCGCGCAUUGGAACGCAUGCCGAAACAAACCCUGCAACAGAUGUACUUCCAUACUCUUUUGGAUUUGGACAAAGACGUCCUAAGCGGGGCGCUUGACUUCUGGUAUCAAUACACGCUUUCUCGCGAGAACAUCGAGACUAUGCUUGAUAUUUUCGACUUCCCCAGCGUUUUCGUCCCACGAAUGAUCGCCCUCCUGACCCACGAAGCGCGACCCAGUAAGAAAGAGACGGUUCUUCAGGAAGAGAAAGUCGCCCCGCCGCCAUCCGAGAUUCCCCGUGUACCAGCAGAGCUUUUGAAAGACUUGAUGGAGUUACAGGAGCCGGAACGUAGCUCCCGCUGGCUGCGCUGCUGCUUCGUUGAAGAUGCGGAAUGCGAAAUCACCCAAAUAGCUCUGUGGCAAGCGUAUCAGAGCCGGUUCGCGGACCCCCGGGUUCCUGGGGGCGGUGUCCUUCCAGCAGCCGAGUUCAUCAAGAACGUCAGCACGACUUUCACCAACGCCCAAGCACAGGUCAUCAACGGGCCCGGUGCGGCGACUCGGUUCAUCAUCAAGGGCAUCCGUCCGCUGGAGACCGCCUACACGUUCCAGGGCUUCCCGUACCUCUACUGCAAGUGGGCGGACAACACGAAACCCACCAAAACCUGCCAGCGCGCUUUCGCUACCCCCACCGACCUGCGCAACCAUGUAUUUGCCGACCACAUGGAACUCAAGGCCACGGAUACGCCGGGCCACUAUAACCUGGACCCAGCGGAAACCCCGAUCCACACGUGUCACUGGGACAACUGCACCCGGUUCCGCGCGUCUGGCCCUAGUGCCAAUACCGCCAUGGUCGCCGGCCAUGUGGCAUCGCACUUACCCGAAGAGCGCCCUGCCGAUGCCGAAGCGCCCGUUUCCAAGCGUGCCGUGCUCCAAGAGCGCAUCGUCCGCAAAUGGUUCUACAUGGACACGCCUAUCAACGAGCGCGGCGAACCCAUCGGCGUCGCCUACAAGGCAGCACUCGUCCUGCGCAACGUCGCCAGGAACCUGCCCAUCGGAAUGGCACAGAAAUACAACGGACUCUCCUGGAAGAAAGCCGUAUUCCUCAGCCAUCGUCCGAAGAUCGUGGAAACAUGGGACCGGAACCGGUCGUUACGCAAGGAACUAACUGAAUUGAUCAUGAUAAUAGAGAAAGAGGAUUACUACUGACUGAUUGAUUGAUUGAUUGAUCGAUUGAAAUGAACCUGGACUGACCUGACGAAACUUUCCAUCAUCAUCAUCAUCAUUAUCAUCUCACUACCUACCUACCUACCUAUCGCAUUAUUUACCGAGGUUCUUCUCAUCUUUCUCAUUUUUUUUGAUCUUGCUAUGUUGUACAAAUACCCUGGCUUUUUUCAAUUUCUUCUUGGUCGCUUCUGGACCCCGCGCGGUGAUUAUUCUAUUUACCUUCUUCUUCUACUUCUUUUAUCCCUGGGCAACUGACCCAGAGGGCCUGUGUAGCCUCCUACAUAUCCUUCUUAUCAUCUGGGCGGCCACACAGCCUUUUUUUUUGGUACUUCGCGUAUUCGGAGAGGAGAAGUGAAGCGAUAUAUUCUUAAAACGGUGUGAGUGGAGUG
This is a messenger RNA of Aspergillus ibericus CBS 121593, 2828 nucleotides long. RefSeq names its product putative chromatin remodeling complex subunit (Rsc9). The record is from RefSeq and is a predicted model, not a curated record. Gene Ontology annotation, biological process: regulation of DNA-templated transcription. Lineage: Eukaryota; Fungi; Ascomycota; Eurotiomycetes; Eurotiales; Aspergillaceae. The coding region runs from base 205 to 2421 and encodes 738 amino acids. Gene Ontology annotation, molecular function: DNA binding. The transcript is spliced from 3 exons.